AGCACAACAAAAAUCUGCCCAAGUAGUCUCGUAGCCAUCGUUUCUUGCCACUCCUUUUUUCCCCAUUUCUUUUUCUUUUCUUCUUUCUUUUAAUCAACUUAUGGUGUUCCUUUGACAAUGGCAACAAGAGUCCUACGUAUAGGUUUUGUAAUCAUCUUAAUAGGCCACCCAUUUAACUGGUAGAGCACAACUCUCUCUCUCUCUCUCUCUCUCUCAUCUCUCAAAUGAAGGGAAUCUGUAUGAGACUAUCUUGGGAUCGAUUGAAGGAAAUCUCUCCUUUGGCAGCAAUCCUUGACCUACUUUCUACCUAUACUUCAGCUUAUCUCAAUUGAAGGAACUGAUAUGAGGAAAGGUUGGGACUGGGGAUCUCGAUGAGCGUCUCUCCUUGACAACCAUCUUAUCUUCUGCACUUCAGGUUUAACGACAACAAAGGAAGAUAAGGUCAGUUAUUGACAGUAAGAAAGCUUAUGUCAUUCUUAGGAGGAAAGAUAAGCUGUAAAGAUGAAGUACAUGAAACUUGGAACAAAGCCAGACACUUUCUACACAGAAGAAGCCGUAAGAUCAGUGCUGUCGGAUGUACCAACUGACAUUAUCAUACACAUUAACAGCACGAAAUACCUAUUGCAUAAGUUUCCGCUUCUCCUGAAGUGUGGCCUCCUACAACGCCUUUGCUCCGACGCUGAGGACGAUUCCGACCAACCAAUUCCCAUAGCUCUUCACGAUGUGCCUGGGGGGGAAGAAGCAUUUGAGCUCUGCGCGAAGUUCUGUUACGGAAUCACCAUCAAUCUCAGCGCCCACAACUUCGCGCAGGCAGUCUCUGCAGCCAGGUUCCUACGGAUGACCGAGUCAGUGGCCAAGGGAAAUGUCAUUGCGAAGCUCGAGUCGUUCUUCCAAUCGUGCGUCCUCCGGGGCUGGAAGGACCCAAUUGCAACGCUCCAGUCUGUAGGGAAGCUGUCAGGUUGGUUGGAUAAUCCUAGGAUUGUGCAGCCAUGCAUGGAUGUCAUCAUUGAAAAAAUCCUUGCAGACCCAUCAAAGGUUACGUGGUCCUUCACAUACACCAGGCCAGGCUACACCAAGAAGGAUCGCCGUUCUGUCCCCAAGGACUGGUGGACUGAGGAUGUUUCCGAGCUCGAGCUCGACCUCUUCCGAUCGAUAAUCUCCACCGUCAGGGUAACAAAGAAGCUCCCUCCGGCACUCAUCGGAGAAGCUCUCCAUGUCUAUGCAUGCAAGCACCUCCCAGACCCAAUGGAGGGCCAAGGCGUAGCUCAAAGCUCCACUGUUCGAACCGGAGAAACCCUAGCCAAGGGCAAGCGCGUGCUGGAGUCCAUCGUCAGCAUGAUUCCCAGUGAACCAGGUUCGGUCUCUGUCGGGUUCUUGUUAAGGUUGCUGAAAGUUGCCAACUAUGUUGGGGCUUCGCCGUCGACCAAAGCCGAGCUAGUUAGGCGAUCAGGCCGGCAGUUGGAUGAAGCAACAGCGAGCGACCUGCUCAUUCCACUGCCUUCAAACCCACAGGAGUAUGAUGUUGGUGCAGUGGAAGCGGUAUUAGAGAAUUUCCUGGUUCAACUUCGCCGACCCAUGCCUCCAGAAGAGAGUAGGAGGAUGCUCGGGUCAAUGGCGAGGGUCGCAAACAUCUUCGACUCCUACUUGCAAGUCAUUGCGCAAGACACUGACUUCCCAGUGUCAAAAUUCUGUGAUCUUGCAGGGUCCCUGCCAGAAAUGGCACGACAAGAGCACGACGGGCUCUAUCGAGCCAUUGAUACUUACCUUGAGGAGCACCCAGACUUGAGCAAGGCAGAGAGGAAGCGGCUCUGCCGGAUGAUCAACUGCCAAAAGCUGUCCCCUGCUGCACGCUCGCAUGCAAUAGAAAACGACCGCCUGCCCUUGCGCACGAUCGUGCACCUCCUGUUUGUAGAACAGGAGAGGGUGGGCAGCGCCGGCAGGAACCAAGGGGCUCCUCCCGUUCGAUCAUCGAAUGAGGUCUCGGCCGCAAGGGUCGCUCAAGAUGACAGUAGAAGGCUGAGACAGGGAUCAGAAGAAGGGCUUCAACACAGAGGAGAGCCAGUACAAGGUGGUGGAAGGAUCAAGAGUGUAGAGAUGCUGAGGAUGGGGAGAUCGACAUCAGAGUCUAGAAUGACCAGGAAGGACAAGGAGAGAGCAGUGGAGAAAGGGGAAGGAUCCGGGAGCAAGAUCAGACUCAACCAAUAAAGCUAAAGAAGGGAUAAAAAAUAUGAUGAUGAUAUUAGCAUCGCAUCCCCUCUCCACCCCAGCAAUAAAAAGGGGUGAAAAGGAGAGACAGGGGGAGGGGGGAUCGAGUUUGUAAUACCUAGUCUGUUAAUACUCGCAAAGAUAUUCAUGAUUUUUUUUUUUUUAUUUUCCAAUUCUUUUGGAUCUAGAGACCAUGAAGAAUUUGUUUGGGAGGUAAAUUUUGUAAUUAUUUGAGUGAGCAAGGGAUGAUCGAUCAUUUAACCUUGAAAUGUCUUGCACAAGUCAGGAGGGAUAUUUGAACUUCUACUUUGUCCAAAGUACUCCUCCAGGAUUAUCAUAGAGGAUCUCCAAGACUCCAAGAAAAGCUACCAUAGAAGAUAUAAAACAGAAAGAAUCCAAGUGCAACAGAUCAAGUUGCUUGCAGGCAGCGCAGCUGUAAAUAGGUUGGACUAAGGUGGGAUCCAUGGUAUAUCUUUAUCCAAAGUCAACAAGACAAAUUGAGUUUUGAUUCAAAUUUGAGAUCACCAAAAAUGAGUAAGCUCCAAACACAAAUCAAUCCAGAUUAAUAGUCAGAUGCAAGCUCAGAUUUAAGUUUUUGUGGAGUUCGAUUCAGCACUUAAUUUUAUUUUAUGUUUCUUCAUGCUAUUGCUCUUCUAUUUUUAUUCUCCUUCUAUUAUCUAAUAAGAGGAUUGUUCUGGUGCACUUUAGGGAAGUCGCAUGGCACUACGCUUUUAAAAUACAGAUAAGGAUUCCAUGCCACCUGGUCUCCUAAUUUUGUUCCCGAUGAACAUUUAUUCUUACCAGCAACAACAAUUAAUUUUUAUGUCAGCAAUAGAAGCCCAAGUUCAUGGCAUUGCUGAUCUUGUAGAGGUCGAAAAUAUCAAAUUCAUCUAGUUAAAAGUAUAAGAGAAAAUACGUAAUUAAGUUGGCGGGGGUGUUAUUUUAAGAAAAAAUCUAAAAAGUUAGAGUAUACAAAGAGAAGGAAAUGACGGCCCGUAAAGGUUACAUAAUGGGAAGAUGGAAACCUUGAGUCACAACAAUCAGGAAACAUGGUAACAAAAACAUAACCAUGUAGAAGCUGCAAGGGAAAUGACAAAACCAUCAAGAACCAAGUUUGCACUGGUUUCUCACAUACGUCUCUUCUAUUUACUCCAUGAACCAAGCAAAUAAGUUUGUCUUGCUAGAUAGCAAAAGUAGAGAGUGCGACAGCAAAGCGCAUAAGAAAAAAGCAAGUUCUAUUACUAGAGCUAAAAAAAAUGGGUAUAAACUUUACACGAUGCUUUGAUUUGGUGUAAAAUUAGAAAAUGGACCAUAAUGUGAAAACCAUCCACCGAGUUGGUUUGAAGAACAACUGUGUAACCACAUAUAUAUAACCGAAGGGCUACCUAUGGGUAGUGUUUAACCCAGAUGAUCAGUAAAAGGUAAUGCAUGUAGAAUAAAAUUUAGGAAUUCACGUGGUUAAGUAAAACCCCACAACCCCUGGGAGUUGAAUCAUAUAGUGAAAUAAGUGUUCGAAAAUAGUAUGUUAUCCCUGAUACUGUGCCUAAUUAUAUUGCAUUCUUGGCUACAACAAUCUUGGCUGUGAUGGUCUGCUAAACACCCAAGAACCCUAGACUGCAAAUGAAUGAACAGAUUUGGGCCUAGUAAAGGUACAAGGAAAAUUUUAAAUUAGCCUGAUUCUGUCAAAUCCUAUAGCAGUACAUAAAUUCCCCCCCCC
This is a messenger RNA of Phoenix dactylifera (date palm), 3922 nucleotides long. Its product is annotated as BTB/POZ domain-containing protein At5g47800-like. The record is from RefSeq and is a predicted model, not a curated record. Gene Ontology annotation, molecular function: protein binding. NCBI's taxonomy places the organism in Eukaryota, Viridiplantae, Streptophyta, Magnoliopsida, Arecales, Arecaceae.